Chilo suppressalis (striped riceborer) is the source of this 1377-nucleotide messenger RNA. Lineage: Eukaryota; Metazoa; Arthropoda; Insecta; Lepidoptera; Crambidae. The record is from the annotation of a GenBank genome assembly.
AUGCAAUGGUCACCCCAAAAAUUACCUGUCAAGAAAGCUUUUGGAAGUUUUUUAUGCCAAGAUUUAUCCAUAAUGUCCAGUGACAACGAAUGGCAAACUUACACUAAAGACUCCAGAACAGUUUGUAAAUACGGUGCAAAAUGUUAUCAAAAGAACCCAGAACAUCACAGAACUUAUAAGCAUCCUCCAAAUUUGAAGAAUACAACUAAAAACAAGCGUGUUCAGCGCAAAUUCAGUCCUUAUACUAAGAAAAAUUCUGAAACUCAUAAUGACAAAAUACCGGAAACUAGCGAAGUUAAGUUGCAGGCCAAUAAUGAGAGUGAGAAUACUGAUAAAUCAAACCAUGCUGAAAGCUUACCUGAUACCCACAAAGUAAAUGUACAAGUGAAACUUCCAGAGAAUAUUGAAUUCUAUGGAAAGAACUGUAACCAGGACACAAUAAAAGAAUUGUUUUUGGUGCAUAUGCCUGAUGACUUUUACAAAUUUUAUGAAUGUAUGAAUAAAGAUGGGAAUGAAUGUGAGAAGUUAUUAGCUAGUGUGAAUUUGGAACUAAUUGGUCCUUAUGAUUUGCUUAAGGGAAAACUACCAAUUCUUGAUGAAAAAGAGUUGUACUUAAUACAUUGGAGAUUUUACUAUGAUCCACCUGAGUUUCAAACUGUAUUAAAAAAGAGAGGGUCUAGUCAAUAUCAUAUUGGUUAUUAUCGAGAUAAUCCUGAUGAGAAACCACAGUUUCUGGCUAGUAAUGACAGUGAGAAAGAUUGUAAGAUUACACCAAUUGCACACAAUAUCUUUGCUGCAGUGUAUUACUAUCUAGAAAAUGAAAAGAUGACAUCACCUUUUGUGGCUAUGGCUUGUCAAAAAUUAAUAGACAUAAUAAAAAAAGCAGCAGAAAAAUAUAACUUUUGUAUUGAAAAGUAUAAUGUUAAGGACAGGCAAGGAAAAAUUGCAACUAAAACACUACAUGGUGCAGGUAUAGUGGUACCUUACAACAAGAAAACACAGUUGGGGUAUCGGCGUUUGACUGAAUCUGAUGCAACUCUGAAAAAAAUAUUUGAUAAAUUGCAGAAUGCAGUAGACCAAGUUGAGAAAGAUGCAGCUCUUUCAGAUUUACAGCCAGUAAUAACGUAUGCCAAUAUUGCUGUGGACGAAUGUGAUUUUGGUACAGGUCUGGAGGCUGGGAUAGAUUUGUUUUGUUCUGGGUUGAAAGAAUUGGAAUCAAGUGCCUUGAGCUGCCUUAUGUCAGCCUACAAUCUUUUGAACAGAGAUGCAUUCAGCAAAAUAAUAAUGGCCCAUAUGAAAUAUCGACGCAAAGGAGCAAAGCUUUCCAUUCUAGAUUUUAACCCCCAUUUUACAAGACAUCUGGCUACACUCAGUUAA